UGUGUGCAGGGGGCCUUGGGGCGACUGUGUGCUGGAGAUAAGGGUGAGCAGUGUAGGGCUGGCGUGUGUGUGUGUGUGUGUGUGUGUGUGUGUGUGUGUGUGUGUGUGUAACCCUGGGGAUGGUGGCGUGGUGGCAGUGAUUCUCCCCACAGCCCAGUUGGCUUGUAGAGCAGCACUAAUAAUGGGCACCCUCUCCAUUGUCUCAGAGCAUAUCCUCUCUGUUUGAUGAGCUCUCCCCUGUUCAUCCCCUGUUCAUCCCUUCAUCAUCCUCCCUUUGUUCCUCUCCAGCGCCCUGGGCCCUCCAACACACUCAGAUCCAGCACCAGGAAACAAGCCCUGCUAAUGUUCCAUGCAGUAGGAUUGGAGGUUCAUAUACCGUAGGCUACAGUAGACAGCAGCUAUUAGAAUUGAACUGAAGCUGUUAACACUCCACCAGACCAGCAGGGGGCCUCAGUUAGAUUACACUGGUGAUCUAACAGUGGUCUGAUUUAGGGCCAGUUUUUCCUGACCACAUGACCUGACAGGGAAAACUCUGGAUCUUAACUAUAGGCCAUAGCAAGGAUCCAGAGUUUUUCCUGGCCAGUUGACGUAGUCAGGAAAACCCCCUGGCCCCAGUCUGAUUGGGUGUGUAGUCCCCAGGUGGCCAGCAGGUGUAGAGCUGUAUUGAUCACAGCUGGUGUGUAUGUGAGGAGAAUGAAUGAGGCAGAUCUGGGCUGUCAGGUUCUAUCAGAGUCAGUGUGACUGCUGACAGCUCAGCUCAGCUCAGCUCAGCUCACCCUCUCAUUAACCACCUGAAUGGAGGGGUAUCCCCAAUGUUGCCAUGACGACCCAGCCUCUUUUUUUUUACUGUGUCAGAAAAGAAGGUCCGUAAUAUAUAGGUUCAAGUUUAAUUGCAUAUUAAGAUGUUUUUACAUAGUGAGAGGAUGCCCAAAUUAGGUUGUAUUAUUUUCAAAAUGAAGGGCCUCAACAGACUUAGAUUAUCCCCAUAUACACCAUCCUACAGUUGAAAUGUUGGCUUGCACUCUAGUUCACCUUAUUUACCUCUUACAGGAAUGUGCCUUGACAGUUAUUAAUGGUCUCUGUCUGGAUGUUUUCCUUAUGUUUCCUCCUAUUUUCCUUGAUGAUUUGUCAGUGCGGCUCUGCUGCAGUCGUCCAGUCUAGCUUUUCAUUUAGCAGCUUGCUGAGGUCCAGCAGCACGGCAGUCAAUGACUAGAGACAAACACCCUGGUGGUUUUAUUUUCACUCCAUUUGCAGUGUUUGUCCUCUGUAGAUAUUUUAUCUUUAAUACCAGUGAAUCUGUGUGUGUCUGUGUGAGAGUGUGUGUGCUAGCGCAUGGGGGUGUGCCAUCAACUAGCAGGAAUGUAUUGGUACCGCUAAAGCUAAGAUGGCUGCCAAAUGCUAAAAUGGCUGCCAGGAUUCCACAGAGCGACAGCGCGAGUGAGGGGGAAGCAGAGAGAGAGAGUAGAGCGAAAGAGAGAGAGAGGGACUGAGACUCCAUUCAGGGAAAGGGAAAAAGACACUCCUUUUAGACCAAAGUGAUAUGGCGAUUCUGUCCUUUUGUUUUGCUUUUCUCGUCUUUGGCCGUGGGGUGAAUGGUGCGGCAGUUUGCUGGCACGUUGCGCAGGACUAGCCUCCCCAAGAUUAGGAUGCUGAGGGGCUUAGAUGGAGCGGAGGGAGGGAGGGGCCUAGGAGUGGGGGUAAUGGGGAACUUGGCCCACUCUGCCUUAAACUCUACAGUGCUGUGGGGGUAAUUGGCUUGAAUGGUAUAUAUGAUCCAACCAUAAAGCUCUACAAGGUUGCAUUACGCAGCAGAGAAGGAAUGGCUCCAAGCGGGGCCAAACCAAACUAGCACAGGCCUCUCUGUGCACAGUCGUUAAGGUAAAGAGCCGAGUGAGACGCAGUCCCAAUGACGCCUCGCGGACCCGGGCUUCACAUUUACACUCCUCAGCUUACACUAGUCAUCAGUGUGGAGGGAGAGAGAGGCUGCAGGCUGGGGUUACAUGGGAACUUCACCUGCCACACUGUGCCAACGGCCUGCUCUCAAACAGAACUCCCUGUGUGUGUAACUUUGUGUGUGUGUAUGUUCACUGUGGCUCCCUGGGCCUGAGAGAGAGGGAUGGUGAAGAAGAGAGUGGGGGGAGUAAGGGAGAGAGAGAAAAAAGAGAAAAGGAAGGAGUGCCAGAGAUACAAUGGGGCAAGAAGUGUCACAAACACACAGUCAUCUCAUCUCUCAAACUGGAACACCAAACAUUCCUCUUUGAUACUUGAUGCUCUCUGGAGAGAGUAUUAGUAGUGAUUCCCCUACUGUGAAUGGCUCUGGAAAGUAAAGUAUUUGGUGUUUGAUUUGCCAUUUCAUGACUCUAAUGUUCAACCUGAGUGGAAAUAGCCAAACUUUAAUCUAAGACCCAAUUCUGCCUCUGGAAAGAAGGGGUUUUAAAAUACUUUCCAAAGUGUUCCUAUGCAGUCGUCCGCCCACUGCCCCCUCACCUUGGGUACCGUCCAGGCAUCUGUCUCCUGUCUAACCUAACCUUUCUCCACCAUCUCUCUCUCUCUCUCUCUCUCUCUCUCUCUCUCUCUCUCUCUCUCUCUCUCUCUCUCUCUCUCUCUCUCUCUCUCUCUCGCUCUCUUUUCUACAGAAUCCGGACAAUCAGACAGCUCAAACCAGCAAGGAGACACAGACAUCAAGCCACCACCCAAUGGUGAGUUCACAGUGUGAACAUACACACUGUCAUUUAUACAUGCAGAUGCAUGUUUAAAUGCUUUCACACACACCCAAACACACACACACACAGGCCAGUAUAGAGUGUAUAGUGUAUCCCAGUGGAGUUGGGCCUGGGUUUAUUAUAGUAAGGUGAGCUGAUGUUGCUGGGCCUGGCUGUGGGUGUGGCACCCCUCUCAAAAAUCACCCUGACGUUAUUGGAAGAUGGGAACCACAUGGCCGUGCUGCCGACUGGAGCUCUGACCUCAUACAGCCGGCCCCGCUGUGGUUAACCCAGGCUGAGGCAGGCUGAGGAGAGGAGAGGGUGUGGAGUAAGAGCACCUCUCACCCAUGGAGAACCUGGACGUCCUACACUCUUAGAAGAAAAGGUGCUAGGAUAAACCUUUGAAGAACACUUUUUGGUUGCAGGUAGAACCCUUUUGGUUCCAGGUAGAACCCUUUCUACAGAGGGUUCUACUGUACAUGGAACUAAAAAGGGUUCUACCUGUCCUAUGGGGACAGCCGAAUAACCUUUUUGGAACCUUUUUUUCUAAGAGUGUACACAUUCCUAUACACCUGGCCAGGGACCUAUAGACUACACUACACACUACAGUAGUGUUUCUUAAUCCUACUCCUGGGGACCCAAAGGGGGGCACAUUUAGCCCUAGCACUACACACCUGAUUCCACUAACCAAAGGUUUGAUGAUGAGUUGGUUAGUGGAAUCAGGUGUGUAGUGCUAGGUCAAAAUGUGCCCCCCUUUUGGUCCCCAGGAGUAGGAUGAAGAAACACUACACUAUUGCCUUAGAUAGAGAGCCUUGGUCACUCUAUACACAGCCCACUGCCAGGACCUGUACACACAAUAUACACUAGAGCCCUUGGAAAGCUUAAAUACACAAAUACAAUCCAAAAUCUAUAGCAGUAAUGACAUCAUACACGUUGCAAGUAGCUCUGGCACACUGGACACCAUGUAAACAGUGUGUGUGUAUACAGGGGAACAUACUGUAUAACAACUUCUACAGGGCAUAAUCUAUGGAGCACAUUAUGGCCUCCUGCUGGACUGCAUUUUGACAGGCUUGACUUGAAGCAGUCAUGACGUGAGUACCUGUCCAUAGGGCUUUUGAUAAGUGCGUGAUACGUCCAACCAAAGCCAUUUCCUAUCUUAUAGAAAACACAUGCUAGUGCCUUCCACUUUGGUUUAUCUGGUUUUUCUAUGCCUGGGUUUUUCAGCUCCCUCUGUGUGAGCGGUGUGUGUGUGUGUGUGUGUGUGUGUGUGUGUGUGUGUGUGUGUGUGUGUGUGUGUGUGUGUCCUAGUGUCUUCUCAUCAUCCUCAUCUCUCUCGUCUCUGUCUUUCCAGGGCACUUGAGUUUCCAGGACUGCUUUGUGACUUCAGGGGUCUGGAACGUGGCCGAGCUGGUCCGAGUGUCACAGAGUGAGUCACUGCCUCUCCUCUCUGUUACUCUCACUGCCACUCUCACUACACACUCACCAGUACACACAAACCUCAAGGUUCUCACAUGCAUUUUCCUACUAUACUCUCUGUUUAAAGAACCUUAGUUUCCGUGAGUUGUGUAAGAGUUGUGUGUAUCUGUGUGUGUCCCUCAGCUCCAGUGGCCACAGCGUCCGGCCCCAACUUCUCCCUGGCCGACCUGGAGAGUCCUGGCUACUACAACAUCAACCAGGUGGCCCUGGGACGUCGCUCCAUCACCUCCACCCCCUCCACCAGGUACACACACACACACAUUACCAGAUUGUUUGUAGCCUACUAAUACUAGCUUCUGUACGCUUCAGUCUAUGCUGUCUAACCUUUGUGAAUGCUUUCCUCACUCUGAUUGGGUGAUGGGACCUUUCUUCUUCUCCUUGCCCUCUCUCUCCUCUGUAAAACUUUCUUCGUCUGUUGUUUUUUCCAUCUAUCCGUCAAACUGUCUGUUUGUGUUUUUUCUGUCUCUUUUUUCCCUUUCUUCAUUCACUCACUCUCUCUCUCCUUCUAUCUCCUCUCUCCUUCUAUCUCUCUUCUUCUAUCUCUCUCUCUCACUGUUUCUCUCUCUCUCACGCUGUAGGACUGAAAUGGAGCUUUAUGCAAGUCUCCCACGGAGGUAGUUAUAUUCACUCCACUAUAUUUCCCCUGACACUACUUUAAUAUAGACACAUUCAGACUCAGCCAGACGGACAGCCAGACACACAUACAAUUCUUUAUUUGGAUCCACUUAUGAAACAUUGUGCAUUUAAGGACCCAUGUUUUUACAGGUCUCGUAUGGACUUGAAUCCAAGGAACACUCUCACUCACUGUACACACACUUACUCUCUACAAUACUUUCGUCUAGGCCAGGGGUAGGCAACCCUGUUCCUGGAGUGCCACAGGUACUGCAGGAUUUUGUUCCAACUAGGCACCACACCUGACCAACUUAGCUAAUUGAUUAAUUCAAUGAUUUACUAAAUUCAACACACCUGGUCUUACAUGUUGGUUAAAUCAAAAACAUAAAGUGCCUGCAGCACUCCAGGACCAGGGUUGCCUACCCCUGGUCUAGGUACACUAUCUAAUCUGAGGGACUGUAUCAAACAUGGCCAUGUUCAGAUAAAGCAUGUUGAGUAAAGCCACUAGCCGUACUUAUCUGUCUCUCAGCUCCUGUACUUUGUCUCCCAAGUAAACAAUAUUCCUGCCUCCACACACAUUAAGUCCCUUUCUCUCCCCCUCUCUCCAGCUCCAACAAGCGCAAGUCCAUUGAUGACAGUGAGAUGGAGAGCCCGGUGGACGAUGUCUUCUACUCGGGCCGCUCCCCUGCGGCCGGCAGCAGCUCCCAGUCCAGUGGCUGGCCCAACGAUGUGGACGCAGGUUAGAUACCCCCAUAACCCCCCCCCCAUCUCACACCCCCUGCUGUGCUUUCUGGGACUGUAUCCCCCUACUGUCUGUCGGACCUGUUUUCCUCCCUCUACCCUCACUCCUCUCCUUCCCUCCCUCUCCUCCUCCUCCCAUCCACCUGCUCUGUAGCUCUGCACUGUCACCUCCCUUACCUGACCAGACCCCUAGAGGAGAAUCUGCAUGCCAAGCCUGUGGUCCUCUGUAGCUCAGCUGGUAGAGCAUGGCGCUUGUAACGCCAAGGUAGUGGGUUCGAUCCCCGGGACCACCCAUACACACACAAAAAAAAAAUUAUGCACGCAUGACCGUAAGUCGCUUUGGAUAAAGCGUCUGCUAAAUGGCAUAUUAUUAUUAUUAUAAGCCUGAACUCAUACUGCAGUCUAAAGGGGAGAGUAGGGAUUACAAUAACUGAUUAUUCAGUAGGCCUGUGUUUACACAUUUUCUAAAUACUUUCAGUGCGCUCUGCAGUAGUAGUAUGCUAGUGCGUGUGCCUGCUGCUCGGCUCUGUGCUCAGUGAAAAAAGUAUUAGAUUCAGGCUCCUAGAUUGUAUUUAUUAAUUUUAAUUAACUUAUUUAACCAGGCAAGUCAAUUAAGAACAAAUUGUUAUUUACAAUGAUGGCCUAGCAAGAAGCAAAAGGCCUCCAGUGGACGUCACGUUCUGUUGUUAGAGGUUCUUUGACUGGGUGAUGCGUGUGUGAUGUGAUACUGUGCAUUCGGAAAGUAUUCAGACCCCUUGACUUUUUCCACAUUUUGUUACGUUACAGCCUUAUUCUAAAAUGGAGUAAAACAUUUUUUAUCUCAUCAAUCUACACACAAUACCCCAUAAUGACAAAGCAAAAAUAGGUUUUUAGACAUUUUUUUACAUUUAUAAAUAUUCAGACCCUUUACUCAGUACUUUGUUGAAGCAGCUUUGGCAGCAAUAACAGCCUCGUGUCUUCUUGGGUAUGACGCUACAAGCUUGGCACACCUGUAUUUGGGGAGUUUCUCCCAUUCUUCUCUGCAGAUCCUCUCAAGCUCUGUCAGGUUGGAUGGGGAGCGUCGCUGCACAGCUAUUUUCAGGUCUCUCCAGAGAUGUUCGAUUGGGUUCAAGUCCGGGCUCUGGCUGGGCCACUCAAGGACAUUCAGAGACUUGUCCCCAAGCCACGCCUGCGUUGUCCUGGCUGUGUGCUUAGGGUCGUUGUCCUGUUGGAAGGUGAACCUUCGCCCCGGUUUGAGGUCCUGAGCACUCUGGAGCAGGUUUUCAUCAAGGAUCUGUACUUUGCACCGUUUAUCUUUCCCUCGAUCCUGACUAGUCUCCCAGUCCCUGCCGCUGAAAAACAUCCUCACAGCAUGAUGCUGCCACUACCAUGCUUCACCGUAGGGACGGUAUUCGCCAGGUGAUGAGCGGUUCCUGGUUUCUUCCAGACGUGACGCAUGGCAUUCAGGCCAAAGAGCAAUCUUGGUUUCAUCAGACCAGAGAAUCUUGUUUCUCAUGGUCUGAGAGUCCUUUAGGUGCCUUUUGGCAAACUCUGUCAUGUGCCUUUUACUGAGAAGUGGCUUCCGUCUGGCCACUCUAUCAUAAAGGCCUGAUUGGUGGAGUGCUGCAAGAUAUGGUUUGUCCUCUUGGAAGUUCUCCAAUCUCCACAAGAACUCUGGAGCUUAUCGAGUGACGCAUCGGGUUCUUGUUCACUACCUGACAAGCCCUUCUCUCCCUGAUUGCUCAGUUUGGCGCGGGAGCCAGCUCUGAAGUCUGUGAGUUCCAAACUUCUUCCAUUUAAGAAUGAUGGAGGCCACUGUGUUCUUGGGGACAUUCAAUGCUGCAGAAUUUUUUUGUACCCUUCCCCAGAUCGGUGCCUCGACACAAUCCUGUCUCGGAGCUCUACGGACAUUUCCUUUGACCUCAUGGCUUGGUUUUUGCUCUGACUUCCACUGUCACCUGUGGGACCUUAUAUAGACAGGUGUGCCUUUCCAAAUCAUGUCCAAUCAAUUGAAUUUACCACAGGUGGACUCCAAUCAAGUUGUAGAAAGAUCUCAAGGAUGAUCAAUGGAAACCUGAGCUCAAUUGCGAGUCUCAUAGCAAAGGUCUGAAUAGUUCUGUUUUUAUUUUGAAUAAAUUUGCUAAAAUUUCAAAAAAAUCUGUUUUCGCUUUGUGUUUAUGGGGUAUUGUGUGUAGAUUGAUGAGGAAAAUUGUUAUUUAAUCCAUUUUAGAAUAAGGCUGUAAUGUAACAAAAUGUGGAAAAAAUAAAGGGUCUGAAUACUUUCCGAAUGCACUGUAUGUGAGUCACAGAGCCUGCUGACAGACUUGAUUUAAGCCUCUAUGAAAAGCUUUGCAUUAAAGAUAUAAUCUGGAUAGCUUUCGGCGUAUUUUGUGACUCUACACAGACUCCCAUAGACUCUCAAAACCUCAUUGUCCCCUUAUGGUUUUACCCUCCAACGCCUAUGUGUUGUGUGUUCAGCAUUACAGCACAGCAUCACCACUCCCUCCCAUGUACCUGUAUCUCUCACCUCAUAUUCAACCUGAUUAAUGUUCCCUAUAGUAUAGUUAAUAUCGUCUCUCAAUUAUCAAUUCAAUUCUAUAAUAGAUCAUGUUCAUGAAUUGAUGUCAUGUUCCCUAUUGAUUACAUUCAUUUAUGCAUCCCUUUCCACCCCCAGCCCUCACAGAAGCCUCCUAUUCUAUUGGUGGCCUAUGGGAAAAGUGGAGGGAGAGCAGUGAAUGUAUUUGUAAAAUGUGUCUGAUUUAAUGUGGCCUCUAUAUGAACACCGUUCAUUUACAAACACAUUAUAACAACAUAAUAGUUAUAAUUGUGCCACUGUUCUUAUUUCAUUACAUGUCAGUCAUACUGUACUUAGCUCUCAUGUCUUCAACUGAGUGGAUUGUGGUUAACGUUCCACACUGCUAAUUCCCCCUCCUCCAUUGUUAACUGUGCCCUUCUCUCCUGUUUGGACUUCCAGUGCAGCACCAUUUGGCCAGUGUGCAAGAGAGGAAGAUAAAGCAUGAAAACGAUGGCGUGCAGUUUCCUUACCAUGGUUAGAAAACAUUGCACUUGUAUAUACGUAUUAUAAUCUAUACUGUACCUUAACUCAUGCCACCCUCAACUUGUACUGUAUGCCUCUCUCUGUCUCUCUGCUUGUCUAUUUUUCCACACUUCCUAGCGAGAGUGUUCUCUCCAUCCCUCUCUCCAUCCCUCUCUCCAUCCCUCUCUCCAUCCCUGCUGUUGGGUUGUUCUUGUUUCUUUCCCAGAUAUCUGUUGUGGUUUGUGGAAUCACCAAAGCCUUUUGGUAACCCAGUAGCUUCACCAAGUCUAUUACUACCUCUCAAACACUGUGUCCACUUGCUCAAGGUGGAGGGCUUGAUUAGGCUUUUAUCUUUUCCGAUUCAGGCUGCCAGGAAACUGUAACCUAUUGUUAAUUUGUUUAAUUGAUUUCAAUGUUUAAUUGAUUUAUAUGUUUUUUUUGCACACUUUUUGCAUUCGCUCAUUCAAAAUUCUAAUUUCAUUUAAUUGAUAUUGCAAAAUAAUUUUGAAUUGCAGUAAUUUGGUAAUUUAGUCAGCAACACAUGCAUCAGUGCUCCAAUUUGUUGUAGCGGUAGAGCCCUGUGAGAGUGGGUAGAGAUUAGAGAAUGAGGCCCUGUCUCCUGUUGAGUUGCUGUGAGAUGCUUCACCCAGUCAGUUAUUGAGGUGGUGCUGUUCUGUGCCCUCCCACCUGUCAUAGCCUCACUCAACAGAGGACACCGCCUCCAACAGACAGGACAGGAAGAGGAAUACAACACAAACAAACAAGACUAAAUGCACUCAGGUGUGCUGUCAAGGCACAAGGCACCGUCUGUCUCUAAAAUAUUCCACAUACACACACAAACGUGUGCAAACACACACACAUACACACACACACACUCCCAAUCUGGAGAGUAGCAGCGUUCCGGUCCAGAUGGUGCCUCCAUGUGUCUACAGCAAUGGGAGCUACUGGGUUACAGCAGACAUCUGUUCUGGUGAUGGUGGUGGUGUUGGUGGUGUAGGGGGAGGAGGAGGAUGGGGAGAGGGCCUCAGCUCCCCUCCAAAGGUGAUUCACUACCUGAAUGGAAGGCUCUGAGGCAUAUGAGGUGAUCAUGUAAUUCAUCAUUACUUUUGCUGUCUCCUGCUCUGCUGUCUCCGGUGCCUGCUGAGGGGACAUUGAUACGCCUCUAUGCAUUUUCAUUGGUUGUUUCCCUCUCCUCUCUCACUUAAUUUCAUGCUCAGCCCAUCACUGUACUGUAGUCAACGUAUUGGUCUGAGAUAGCUUGCUGAGGAGAUAAUUGUGGUAGGGAACAUUGUGUUUUUGAUUAUGUGUAUGUGUGUUGAUGAGAGUGAGCGCUAUGUAUAUAUGUCUGUAUGUCUGUGUUCUUCUUCCUGGUUGUGGGGAGGGUGGGGGGUGGGGGCAUGGUCCUCUGACAGUUAGGGGUUUGUGUGGCAGCCAGCUUGUUAGCGUGGCGAGACUGGAGGGUCAUGGGAGCAGUUGAUUGGCUGCCAGUCUGCCAAAGCCAUGUGCCAGGAGUUGGACAGAGAAUUAACGCAGAACAAUCGACCGCACUCGCUCACGCAUACAAACGGGCGCAAGCAAACAUACAGACACACAGACACACACACACACGCACAGACACACACACAGACACACACACACACACACAAAACCUAUCACAGAGUGCCCAAUCCCUCUUUAGCCUUGGUGGUUAUAUUCUGUAUGUCCACCCUGAACAUUUGUCUCAUAUAGCCAGUAGGGGUUCACUGGGUGAGGCACAUUUCUAUUUUAAUGUUCCAAUCCUCUUCAAGUAAAAAGUGUUAAUGGAGCGUACCAGAGUGCCAUGCUGUGUUUUUAUCAUCAUUAAUACCAUGCCACCAAAUGGAUCAUCACACUCCCCACUCCCACUUGGUGUCACACAUUCCUGCCUAGCAGAACAUACGUGCCCGCCUACCCAUUUCUAUACUGAGCAAUGCCCAUGCAGGCCCAGCUGCAACGCUGCAGUCAGAAGCAUUAUGGGUAAUUGUUGUUUCCCGAAGUAACACUUCAAAAACGUCUUUCUGAACGGCUGCCCCGUUAGAGUUUAUAUGCUCAGCUUGUAAAAGCUAUUUCAGCUUCUCCCAGGGCCGUACUGAAAUGAUCCCCCUUUUAUUUGAUGUGUUUGUUUUAUUUGAGUGAAUAUGUGUCGUUUAGUCGUUUAUGGGACUUCUUGCUAGUCAGGGUUGUUUUUCUGUUUGUGAAUUUGUUAAAUAUAAUUUUGUGUGUGUGUGUAUGAGUAUGUAUGCACAUAAUGUCACAAACUGCAGUAUAUGUUUGUGACUCAGGACAUGCAUGUGUGUGUUUGAGUGCAAAAGUAUUUUUAUUUUUAUAAUUAUUCUCUCCAAGACUUAAUUUCAUUCUUUAGAUAUUGUGGCUCCCUGAGGUCAAACACACCACUUGGCAAUGGUCACAAACCCUAAAAUUCUAAAUUGCCUGUUCCGAUUACCAUACAUAAAAAUAAUUUCCCUCAAACCCUGCCUCAUGAGGCCUUGAUCAUAAAACAGUCUCUUUACUCUGUAGCUCUUACACACUUGGCCAUGUUUCUGGGCCAGUUGGUAAGGCUGGCCUAUACUUAGUGUGCCUGUUUUUACCAAACUGGGGAAUAGUUCAUAGAGUCCUGAAGCCUCAACUGACAUUUAUAGAAGUAGGAGGACACAUUGAUAUGUUGUUAAAUAUAUGUGCAGGCUAUGCCGUCACUCUUCCACUCCCUUACUUUCUCUCACUCUCUCUCCCCUUUUCCAUCCAUCCUUCAUUGGCGUUGGGCCGUCUGCUUGCCACCCUGACUGAACAGCUUGUGUGUGUGUGUGUGUUCUGUAUCUACCAUAUCUGAGGGAGAUGCAUUAACACAAUGCAGCCGAGCCUCCCUCCCACCAGCCCAGAGUUACAUACAACUGACAGAAUGACUUACAAGCAGUAGGCCAGUAAAUUAAAGGACAUAUUGAUAUAUCUGUUGGCAGGCUGCAGCUACAGUAUAUCUGAAUAUAGCUACACACAUUCUGGCCUAGUUUUGAAGCAGUCCAAAAUCACACUCCUUGUCAACAGGCAUGUUAACAAGUGCAGGCUGUAGGGUGUGUGGGAGGGAGGAUGUAUUCACAGUGUUGUCAUACAGCUGGAGGUCCUGCUGUCUAUAGGGAUGCUGGGUGCUGAGAUCACUGCUGGUGUGGGAUUGGUGGUGGGAUGUUGUGGUUUUUUAUUUGAUUUUCAUUGUCCUCCUAUACCCUGAGACCAGCACUACCAAUGGCGAGGUUGGGAAUUGGAAGCUUGCUCAUGGACUCCACGCAGAGGACCAGUUCCCAUAGCGAGGCACAGUAGAAUACCAGUGAUCAGAAUCAUGUCUGUCGCUCAUAUUCUCCAAUGGUGGCAGCAAUUAUAAUGCCAUUGCAUUUCCCAGCUCUCCCUCCCCUCUGACACUGUGCCCCAAGCCCCCCGGACCCCCUCCUCACCCCCAUCACCUUCCUCCUCACCCCCCACUCCACCCUGCGCUGCUUCAAAACAACUCCCUCCCCCUGGACCCCCACUUUACUCUACCCUGGGUCUGAUAGACAUGCUACAGCACAGAGACCGUACACAAACAGAGAUAUGGAGAGAGAGAGGUUGAUCCAUCAGUGUAAUCAAUCGAUCCAUUGAUUUCAGUAGAUCACAAUUAUAAAAUCCAUCAAAGAUUCUAAAAAUAAGUCUAAGUAUAAAUCUUAAGUCUAAAUUUAAGUCUACAGUUAAAUUGAUUUGAUAGAGCAAAUAGCCACCAGCCUGUUCAUUAAACCCACGUCUCUGUUCUGCCAUUUUGUUGAUCCCAUUUUUGCCAGGACUCUCCUCGCCUGGUUCUCUUAAGAAGCCGGGGAAAUUCGAUUUCAGCGCCCUGUCGCAGCAGACGAGGUCGCCUCGCAUGGCGUUCACCCACCACCCGCUGCCAAUGCUGGCGGGAGUGAGACCAGGUGAGACCCCCCUGACAGCCCCCCCAACCCCCCUGCCCAUCCCCCAUCCCCUGACCCAGACCCAGUGGAGGGGUGGCAGUGAGUGGUGUCCAUAGGGGAAGGCUCUGCUGUCCCACCCUGUGAGGGACAACGGUAGUAGAGCUAUGUUUUUUAAAGAAGCCUGAGGCACAGAAUAUAAGCUAGAGUAUAACAUACAGUUGUUCCUUCCUAUUCCCUGUAAAGAGAUCAGUCUCUGUCAGUCUGUGGUUGAGUGCUUGGGUGACUGGGUGAAGAGCCUCCAUUCUAUACCUCCAUUUCUCUGAUCACCACCUUCCCUGAUCACCACCUCCCCGAGCCACACUGCCCCGACCCAUGACUAUGGUCUUUAAACCGGCACAUGUAGUUAGUUCUUGAAGGGCACAUGGUUUAUUGGCUUCAGAACGUUAUUAUACAGAGCCUGAAACUUGGUGUACAGCCCUACAUUCUCAUGAGUACUGUAUUUUUAGAACAGACAUUUGUUCUUGUACUGAGUAUUUCUCCUGGCUCACGGCUGAUAAUGUCUUGAAAUCUUCCCUUAAAAUGCUUUAUACUUAUGCUGUUCACCAACAAUUAUUAUAAUAAUCUAUCUCUCUCUUCUCCUCUCUUUCUUCUCUCUCUCUCUCUCUCUCUCUCUGACUGAGACGCCUAUGGUAGGGGAACCUAGGGAGUGUGUGAAGAGCUUACUGUUAUUGUGUCUGGCAGUGGAACAGAGUCAUUGUGUGAGCCAGUGGUUAUUUCAACCCCCUGGGGGCGUAGACAAGGAUCUCAUGAUAAAAUCAGAUAUCAACAGUUGCCACAGGGCUGUAACUGGGACAUUUGCAUUCUCAAUCGUAUCAUCACUAUAAACCAGCAGUUCUGAAGCAAGUCAUUGUGAAGGGUUUCUGUGAACAGUUCACCAUAGAUGAUGAGCAUCUCAACUCAUCUGAACUCCCAACUCAAAGCUAAAAGUUCCUAAAUUGAUCAGAAGCAGUGAGGUUGACCACCGUGGAAUGACAUCUACCUCAGAGAUGCUGAGAUUGCCUCCUACACUCUUAGAAAAAAGGGUUCCAAAAGGGUUCUUCAGCUGUACCCAUAGGAUAACCCUUUUUGGUUCCAGAGAGAACCCUUUUUGGUUCCACGUAGAACCCUCUGUGGAAAGGGUCCUACAUGGAACCCAAAAGGGUUCUUCAAAGGUUUAUCCUAUGGGGACAGCCGAAGAACCCUUUUAGGUUCUAGAUAGCACCUUUUUUCCGAAGAGUGUACUCUGCCUCUGGAGCAGUUCGGCAACGCUCCCUUGACAAUACUCAACUGAAUGGAGCACUGUAUUUUGUCUCUUCAACAAACUAGUUAUGUAUGUCAUUCCCAUGCCUGUGUGAAAGUGUUUACUGCAUUGUUGUUGUUGUUGUUGUUGUUUUGUGUGGUAGAUCCAGGGGGUAUGGGGGUGGGGGGGUUUGGGGUAUAGUGGUCCCCCCCCCCCCCCCCGCCCCCCAGAGAUAUUGGCCCUAGCCCAGUCUCUAAUGGGAUUAAGGGGGACUAAAGGAGCAGGGAGACGGCUCCACCGGGGUAGCAUGGAGCCUGGCAGGGAGCGAGGUACUGCUUGGCUGGGGGGCACAGGGCCCUGUCUGGGGGUAACACACUGGAGUUGGCAGCCUCAUGUGGGCAGCUGGAGGCCCUGCUGGGUGGGGCAACACUAAAGGGGGUAGACUGGCACACCAGAAGAAAGAGGGAGGGGUGCGCCCCGCUAAUACAAAUCAAGGAGAUUUAGUAAUGGAUAUACAUCUGACAGAGAGGGCUUUGUGUCCGAUUCAAACGUUCGCUCACACCUCAGUCUCCAUAUUCAGCUCGGCUGGGUGACUUAAAGCGAGAUACUUUCUCACCCUCUCAUGCAGGCACAAAAGAGAGCUUUUGUAUUCCCUUACAGACGCAGCAACACCCAGACAUUUAAACCCCCACACCUGCACACAACCAAAUAGAAAUCAUGCAAGUGUAGACCACUAACACAUGCACAUAAACUCACACGUACAGUGUGAACGUAAAGAUUAGUCUUGUCAUAGAGGAUCGUUGGAAAGCAGCUUGCCUAUUUGAAUGCCAAAUUGUUGUGGCGCCUGUGAAUCACACCCACAAAACAGCACACAGACGCACAGGCAUUAAGACGUUCUAAUUUAAGACAGUGCUCAAUAAUCUGUUUGUGCUUUUUCUUUUUUGUGUGGUUUGGGGACUGCUUUUGUAAUGUAGACCAUUGUGUUUGUGUGCUUGUUUAUGUGUAUGGGUGUGUGGAAUGUGUGGAGUUGCCUCAUGAAAACAGUACAGAUUUAAUGGAGUGAUUUAUAAAAUAUUAUGGCCAAUGCCCAUACUGUUCAUACAGUGAAAUAAGCAUUUCCUGUAAAGCCUCAUUCUUUCUUGUAAUACAUUUUCACCCUUAAUCUAUCAUGAUUUGAUGAAAUGAAACUCUUAUUUGGACUGAUGUCACUCAAUGUACCUGUCCCUGGGUCUUAAGAUGUGGCCACCGUUGACUGUUACACUAAAAGCCCUUGUAAGUGCUCACUGCUGAACUGCAUGUCUCGCUGUUUAUCUCUAUUUCUCUUUCACUCACUCUCCCUCCUUUCAUCUAUCUAACUAACGUAUGUCUCUUCUCAGGGAGCCCCCGUGCCUCAGCCUCUGCCCUGCACUUCCCCUCCCCCUCCAUCAUCCAGCAGUCCAGCCCGUACUUCACCCACCCCACCAUCCGCUACCACCACCAUCCUGGACAGGACCCCCUGAAGGAAUUUGUGCAGUUUGUCUGCGCUGAUGGCUCGGGACAGUCUGGAGGCCAGGUAAGGUUUGAUGUAAGAGGAGAGUUCAGUGGCUGAGUGAUACCAACCACUUGUACACUAAUGUAAUCACACAUGGGCACAACAAAAGACCAAUGAAGGCAGUAAGAAUAGAAUUCACGAACAUCUAAUGUGUGGCCAUACAAAUGACACAAGCAUGACUAAAUGAAGUGGUGAUUAUUAACACUCUAUAGACAUGUACUGUGUUUGCAAGGUAAGGAAACAGGGUUGACUUUGUGAAGAAAAAAAAGUCCAUCUGAGUUUACAAAAUUAACUUCAGCCAAUUGCCAAACUGUUGCACCAGUGAGGAGAGAAAGCAAAAUACUACUAUUGACAAUUUCCUGUUGGUCCAGGGUUUUCUGUACUUAAUCUUUUUUCCUUGUUUUUUGUCCUGUGCUCUUCCAGACCCUAAGGUUCCCUUUUUUCUUUUGCUCCGCCCACCCCCUCAGAUUAUGUAAUCAUCAGCACGAAAGCCUACAAUCACAGCACAUUUCAAUUGAGCAUACAUGUUUUGUCUUCCGUUUUUAUUGUAAUGAUUAUUUCGCGUGUUGUUGGUGUUGUGUUUUCUUAGUAGAGUAUUUUUCCCAUGUUUUGAUUUGUUGCCAUGUUAUGGACAAACCCCACCACCAAUUGUGCUCUCACCCCCCUCCCACUCACCCCUUCACCACGGACCACCCCAGAACUCCCCUCCGCUCCAAAUCCCCUAUCAACCCUUGUGGUGAUUAUUAUUUUUUACACCUCCAUAAAUGACGCAAUGCACAUACAUCAUUCGUUUGGCUGUUGUUUCCAACACCCCCACCUCUCCCACCACCCAUCAUGGAUAUUUUUUUGACCUGGUCUCUGGAGCUGCGUCCUGUCAUGCCGUGUGCGGGUUGUCACAUGUCGCCCUCCUGACCCUGUUUGUGUUGUCCGCAGCCAAACGGGAGCGGCCAGAGCAAAAUGCCGGGCUCCUUCUUGCUGCCUCCACCUCCCCCAGUGGCCCGCCCAGUGCCCCUCCCCAUGUCCGACUCUAAAUCCAGCAGCACGCCUCCCGACGGCGGACUGACCUCGCCCACAUCUCCGUGUAAGUGACCCCACAGACCAAAUCAGAACCAAAACCAAAACCACCCCAAACAUUUUUUUUUACUGGAGCUGCCCCUCCUCCUCUGUAUCUUAGGGCCUUGGCCAUCCAUCCUCUGCCCUCCCCCCCAACAGCCAGUUCACCUCUCACCUCCUUCACAGUCUGGGAUCAUACAGACCCUAGAGUUAUGACAGAAGCCUGUCACCAUUCUCCUCUGAUGACCCUUCUGUGGUGUCCUCCAGGGCUCUAUAUUAGGCCCAUCCUGAGCCCUUCCUUGAAUGACACUACCCCUUUCUCCAUACCCCUGUGCCUCUGUGCUCACAGAUGUUGACGCAGCAGAGUGACAUCCUGGUUUUCCUCCGUUUAUAUGUUUUAUUUAACUCAUGUGGCCAGCCCCCGAGAUGUCAUUUGAGAUCGGAAGUAGUCUAAAAUAGAAAUAGAGUUGGAUCCAUUUCCUUUUCGUCAAUUGCUCUCUCUAAAUCACAUAUUUUUUACUAAUGGCACAUAUUUAGGGCAGUUUAUGUGGACUCCAAAACAUCAUGCUCCAGUUAUUCUGCCAUUUCCCCAUAAAAAUAUCCAAACAUGAAAAUAAUAUUUGGAGUUAUAUUCGAUUUUUUUGUUGAAUUGAUUUAUUAAUUUUUUUACUGAGUUGGUGGUGUUGUUGCUUUGAAGGUCAGAUAUGGAGUUCUGCUUAUGUAUGUGCAGUUUUAGACUGAAGGGGUGUGUCCAGUAGAAGGGUGUGUCUAGCUAUGGGGAGUGUCUGCCAAAAGGGAAUGUUUCUCACCUAUGACAGGAGGGGCACUGGACGGAGCACUUUUUAAAAUUUUAUUCUUCUGUUUUUUAUAUUUCCGAUUUUUUGUUUUGUUUUAUGAAUUUUUUCAACCCCCCCAAUCAGUGUCUCAGUCUUUUAUGUAUUUUAUCUAUGUUACUGAUUCUCAAACAUGAGGACAUAUACAAUCUUAGAUAAAAGGGUUCCAAAAGGGUUCUGCGGCUAUCCCCAUAGGAGAACCCUUUUUGGUUCCAGGUAGAACUCUUUUGGGUUCCAUGUCCUUUGUGGAAAGGGUUCUACUCCAUGCUGCUAAAUAAUACAGACUUACACACACUACACACACACUACAGUAACUUUCCACUAUCAGAUUCCUCACGUUAGAAGGGUUUGUAAUAACUACCUUUGUGUUGGAGUCCAUAUUGACCUCAAACUGCCCUAAAUUUGCUUCAACCUUUAACCCCAAUGGGAACAGAGUUAUGGUUUGGAGAUGUCCAGCUCAGUUCAGUAGCCCUACUCUAUGAUGCUUAGGGGGACUUACAGUAACAAUUCUAUGUGUGAUGUCAGCUUGAGAGCUUAAAGCAGUAUUUUCUGAAAUUGUUAUGAAACUUAAGUACAAUGCUCUGUUAAUUUUUUUUAUUGAACACAGGCUGUGGUUUGUGCUGAAAUGGUUUGACCAUCCCUUCUUUCUGUGUCUUUGUCUGCAGCUUACUCCACGUCAGGGGCCACAGCUCCCAACAGGUUUGUCAGCAUCGGAUCACGGGACAACAACUUUUUGAACAUCCCGCAGCAGACACAGGUGAGCCCCUAGCACACAGCUUUAGGGCUCGAUUCAAUCUGUAUCGCUGAAGUGAAGUUCGCGAUUGAAAGUGAAAGGUAAUUCCGAUUGAAUCGAUGUAUGCAGCGUUUACCAUGACUGCAGUCUCCGCUAACGUGGGAACAUUGCCUUUACAUUUCUAUCGCGCUGUAGCACAGCUCUUCAGCGCUAUGGAUUGAAUCAAGGCCUUACUUGUAAAGCAGGUCACUCUCAUCAGCACUAGUACCAACACUACCAAACUACUACAUUAGCACAUUAGCGCUUUCUGCUGCUCUCCACGGUGUGUGAGUAUGUGCUUUCGUGCGUGUUUUCAUGUGUGGUGUGCGUACGUGUAUUUUUUGUGUGUAGGAAACCUGUCUGUUUUCAUUGAGAUUAUCGGCCCAACUCAGGAAACUUACUUAGGUGAAUGGAUACAAGCCAAAAUAUUUCUUAUUCCCAAACUGCCUAACUACUCCCUAAAUCUUACUGGUGUAUUUCCUCUCCCCUCUCCUCAUCCCAUGAUUUGUUGUGAAUGUGUGUUUUUGUGUGUAUGGUUUACCGUGUGUGUGGUUUACCGUGUGUGUUAAACUGCCCUCUCACUGUUUAUUUGGCCCAUCUGGAGCCUACCCCUCAGGCAGCGGGCUCUCUCUCCCUCUCUCCACCGCACUGGUUCUCGCUCAUAUGCCUCCUCCAUUACCCACUGCACUUUUCUCAUUAGUGUCCAACCACACCCGCCCCGAGCCAGCUCUGCUCCACACUCCUCCCCACCACAUGGAAACCAUCUGAAGCCCCCUGCUGCUGCUCUCACCCUCCCUCCCUACACUCCCUCGCUUCACUCCCUCUAUGCUCUUCCUCAGCUCACUCUCUCUCUCCCUCCUACCACCCCUCUUCUUCACUCUUACUUUGCCCCUCUUCUUCACUCUUACUUUUGUCUUGCCUCUCUCUCUCCAGCUUCGUAACAUGCCCUGUUUGACUAACCCACCCCGCUCAUGAGGCUCACCUUACACCACCGUGCCAACUCUACGCUAUUUUGGCCCUUCUUUACCCUCUCUUUCUGAACAAACUCAGAACUAUUCAGAUACACAUACACGCACACACACACACUUCCUGUGUAGCCCUCCAGUGCUCUGUGCUAUUGAGUAUAUUGUAUUUACAGUAUGGUUUUAGUUUACACUGGAUAAAUGAAAUUUUAUAGGGAGUUUUAAUUGGUUGCAUAUGUAGCUCAGUAAUGACAUUGUUAGCAUAAUGCUCUAUCAACACAUUAAUAAUGUGCAAAGGCCUUGUGAAAAGUCUGUUUGCUGUGACUGCAGGGCCUGUAUAGAUCUAUCCCUCCCAGGGCAGAGAUAUGUGGUCUCCAAGUGUCCUCUGGUGGCAGCAAGGGGAUUCUACGGCCAGAGGAGAGAGGAAACAGGAGAACGAGCGAGAGGGAGAAAAAUAGUGAAAGAGAGGGAGAGUUUCAGCACAGCCCUCCUCAUAGAAGUCACGUCCCGACUGUCUGGUUGCCUGCAGCAACCAGACAUGAUGUCAUAGCCACUUGAACUUGAGAGGGGAUGCUGGGGGGAGGAAGGGGUGGGUUAGAAAAGAGGGUGGUCACUACUGCCAAGGAUUCCAGAGAGAGUGUUAGAGGGAGAUAGACAGAGAGCGAGAGAGAGAGUGAGAGAGAGAGAUAGUGUAACUGACAGGGGAAGAGUUAAGAAGUCCAUAGGCUGCUGGGACAGAGCCUGCGGCAAGAGGGGGGAGGAGGGAGGGCAAGAGGCAGGAGUGGGGGGUAUUCAGGCGACCUGUUAGAGUCAAACAGAACAAACGGCACCUCCCCAGAGGCCCAGAGUUUCCAAGGCUCGACUUCCAGAAUGUUGGCCUGUGUUGACUGGUGCCGUAUCCCGGCCGGCGACCCACUUCUGCUCUCUUUUCACACUGAGCGGGAGAAACCCAAUCUGAAUACAGGGAGUGCCAGCCAUCUCACCCCCCGCUGCCUGUGGACUCUGAGUCCAGUCAGGAAUAACAACAGCCAUUAGCAGCAGAGCCAAACCAUACUCCCACAGCACUAUAGUACAGUACAGUACAGUACAGCCAUGGACAGUCAGUCAAUAUAGCUGGGAGUAUUUCCUCAUGCGGUCCUCUGUAGCUCAGCUGGUAGAGCACGGCGCUUGUAACGCCAAGGUAGUGGGUUCGAUCCCCGGGACCACCCAUACACAAAAUAAAUAAAUGUAUGCACGCAUGACUGUAAGUCGCUUUGGAUAAAAGUGUCUGCUAAAUAGCAUAUUAUUAUUAUUAUUAUGUUUCCUCAAUACGAAAAGGGGCAGACAACUGUUGACCAUUGUUAGCGUAUGGAAUAUGUGGGGGCCUCUAGUGGUCAAUUGUGGAACUUGGUGUUUACUUAUUUCAAUGGUACACAUUUUAUACUGAACUUAACAACAUCCUCUUUUUUUCUAUUUAACAGUCUUGGUUCCUCUGACAUGACCUGUCUGCAAACCAGCGACUAGAAUUCUUUCUUUACAAUCGGGAAUUGAAACAUGGAAAACAGAAAAAUAACCCACAGGAAAUUGUCCUCCGAUCCUUAUGUCUCACAUAAAAAGUAAAGCAACCCAGGAAAUCUUAGCAUGAUACUAGUAGAGGAACUCUGGAACCAAUUACCUAAACAGAGGGAACCCCCCAUUUUUAAGACGGGAGGAUCAUAGGAUUUGGGAUAGGCAGAGGACAAGAAGUCAUCUCUCAAAACCACCGAACCAUCAAAACACGGCAACACAAAAAGAGGAACCUGAAGAGAAAAAAGGUCACCUUCUACUUCGGAACAAGGACACAUUGUGCAAUGGCUGGGAAAAUCGACUGUUCAACAGUCACUGUUUCACACAAAAAAACAGAUGUAGGAGUGGGGAUUGAAAUUGAAGGGACAUCAAAUCACUCUCUUGAAGGCACAAGACACGCCAUAAUUUAAAUGAGGUACGCUCCCCACUGUCAAAUCACCCACAAAACAAACCCAUUAGGUUCCAGUGAAAUAUGUAGCAGUCCAUGCUACUGUGAUGUCUCCCUGUCACUCAACACACUGUCAAUUGACCAGUCUUUCCCAGUCUUAUAACCAUUGACCUAAUCAGCCCCACUACUAACAAAACAGAAACCAUGCCAAAACAUAUCCUAAAGGUUGCACUACAAGCUGAAUUAACACUAAUCUCAUGUCCACUAUUACACCUACAUGGCAUGGGGGGAUAACAGGCGUACCUAUGAUUGUAUUGUUAUUAUUAGUGAAAGAGGAAAAACCAUGAUAUGAGAAGUCUCAGCCCACAGUUCAGCAACACCAAGGCCUCCAUUCUAACCAGCAUCCCAGCAGAAGAACCCAAACCCAAGGAAAGCUAAAUGCAAUCGCCCAGUUCACUCUUGCAAAACUACAACCGCGACAAUAAUCAAGUGCUAAGUAUACCCACUUUCAUUUGAAUGAUGAAUGCCAUUUGCAACACACAUAUACACACACACACAAACACACACCGGGCCCAAGUGGUGUUAUUACGUCUAUAACACAUGCUAUGCACACGUUUCCAGAACACUCUUUUAGCCCCUUGUAGUAGACACAGAACCCAACACACAUCCACAUACUUUUUUUUUUAAAACACAGGCCUAUGCAUUAACACCCAGAACUACAUAGUUACAGUAGUAAUAUUCCCUUUUGCACAGAAUUGUUUCUUCUCUUAUUGGACUUGUCCCUCUGAAUUUGUCCGCUUUUUAAAAUGUUGUGUUUGAAUGACAGCACCUUAUUGAGAAAUACAGCGGGUGGGAGCGAGACUUCGAGUGGUAUUGCCAGGAAGGGUGAUCCAGUCAGUGUUCAGUACCAUGUAGUGAAACAGUGACAUUAGGUUGCUGAGGGCCCAGAGUCCACCUCCCUCCCAUCUCCCUGAAGUUUACCCUUUUUGUUUACACUCCCAGACUGCCCCUGUUCCAAGAGCAGAGAGCCACGCUGCGGAGCAAAAUGAUGAUGUGACAUAUUUGUUCCCAUGUUUGGGAAGGAGAGUCUGGGUUGAGGUCAGAGGCCAUAUUGAGAUGGUCUGGCAGGGUGUUAUGGUCGCCUCUUUUCCCUGACACGAUCUCAGCUCCCCAUCCUAUCCCUUAUAGAUCAAACUGCCCUAAAGAUACCUUACCAGCCAAAAGUUUAACCUUUUCAAAUCAAGAGGGACAAAUUAAAUGAACACACUUAGAACAGCGCCACUUGACAAACUCACACACAAUCACAUGCAAACCUACAGUAUAAGUAGCAGUCACAACCACCCAGCCCAGGCCAGAUUGACUGUAAAGGGAAGUCUUAACAUAGGGCAAUCUCUGAGGAAACCUUUUGUUUUUAAUCAUUCACUUUUUAUUUGAAUUCCUACCAUUACUAAGAUUCAGUUUGAAAGUGAUUUUUUUAUUAAGGAACAUCAGCUCAAAUCACCAACCUCACAAAAUAACUGGACUGCCUGGCCAUGUACUUCACUGCAGGGAAACAAUGUUGCCAGACGGCAACUAUCUCAUCAGCUUGAUAGAGAACUAGCACUGCUGAAUAAGAAUUAUGAUGGCUAUGGUGAUUUCUUUUCUAAUCUAUGGAAGUGCCUCUGUAUUCCCAUUAUGCAAUUUGUUAAACAUGAAUUCAGGUUCUUUUUCUCACAUAUAAGCUAUAGUGAAUGGUGGUGAAAUGCUAUGUCUGGGGAGAAAAACAGUGACAGCUCACUGAAUAAUUGCAAUCAUCUUUAUAUAUACACACAUAUAUAUUUAUAGAUAUAUACAUUUUUUAUUUGCAAAAUAAGCUCUGUGGCAGUCUAGUUAUUUUUUGAAGCAUGGCACAGUCAAUUGAUACAUCUUAAACAGCUGAUUAGUGCAAAAGUACCCGUCCCUACACCCACACCUACAUCUAAUAGCAAAAAGUGUCCAUGGCAAAUACUAUAGAUACAUGAUUUAUAUAGCAAACAAUAAAGUAACAUUGUAGUCAAGGAAAAUAACGGAUUCGAUUUCGGUUAUUCUUUCUUGUUUGGUUGGGAAGUAUUGUUGUUGAAAAAAUGUAUGUAUGUUGAUUGAGCCAUGUGCAAUGCCUUGGGUAGAUACAUUGUGUUUGUCUGUUAGAGAUUGUUUGAGGGUGUCAAGAGAAAAGAAAGGCUAAACCCUCUAUUUUUUUGUUUUAAGUCCACAUGCUCCGGGACUCUAAACACCAGGGCAGACAAAAAAAAAUCCCAGUCUUUGUAAAUUGAGAAUUCGUUUUUAUUUUUCUUCCUUAUUCCUUUAAAAACGGUAUUUGUAAUGAUUUGUUUUCUAAAUCUGGGAGGGCUGAAGGAACAAUUUAGCAAAACAAAAAUAUAUAUCACUAAAUGAAACUGGUGCUUUUUACGAAAUAAAGUACAUUCAAAAACUCUAUUAUACAUAAAUAGUAAUAAACAAAAUUAAGUGUUACCAUAAAGCACAUUUUAGGAAACAUGCAUUAUUCUAUUUCUCAUUUUGUAUUUACCAAUGGGGGAGGGGUUCAUUAUAUGAAAAGGUUGUGACAAAAGGCAUUUUUCUUCAACCUUUAUCCCAUAGCAGGAAGAGAACAGUUCUUUAGCGUUUGAUUAGAUGGUUAUCCUGACAAUGGGAUGAUGAACUAGAGGAAAGGCCUGACGUAAUGGACAUCUGGGCCAUGUCUGUAUCACCAGAGAACUGACUAAAACAUGACCUAUUUAACAGAUGAAUUCCAACUUGAAUGCAAUUUUCUAAGCUGUGGACAUGUUUAAAACUGACCAACCGAAGUAAUCAGAUCUUCCCCAUUUUGGGAGAUGCAUCAGAAAUGGAAUCCAUUUUUCUAAGUGUUAGCUCAACCACAAAGUGAUUAAUAGCGUUUGGAGAGAUGGGAGGUGUAAUGUGAAAUACAUUUUGGUAGGUUUAGUUGAUUAGUAGACUCCUAUCUCAAACCCAAACAAGAGGUGAGGGAGUAUAAGGUGUAUUUUGAGCACAGAAAGGAUGAGAGCAGGUUUCAAUCAAAGAAGUGAACCCUUCCCCCUUCCAUACCCACUCCCAAUCCGCAGUGUAAAUUUUUCUAAAUAUUUGUUUGGUGAUGUAGUGUUAGAAUCAGAGCAUCUUAAAGGUUGUCCCUAAAAAGUGCCUUUUGUUCACAGACUCCAUCUUGUAAUCCUGAGUGCCCGUCUCAAAAAAGUCCCCUCCUUCAUAUUUCUUCUAUUUCCUCUCCUUCUUCAAGCUUUUCAAAGCAGUAUAUAUAGUACUAAAGGAAAUUGGUGUGAUUUAGUUAUUUUUAUUGUUGAAUAAUUAAGAAAAGCAAAAAACUAAAAAAAUCUGUCUUGCUUCUCUUCCUGUAUCUUGUCUUCUGUCUCUCUUGGACACUGGAGUAGUCUGUAGUCUCCUUAUCCCUCCCCAAACCCCUUUUCUCUGAAUGGAGGGGUAAAAAAAAAGCAAAACUUUGUCUGAGCAGAAUGCAGUUAGCUCACAUGUUAUUCUUGUCUGUACGCUUCACAUUGUAUACCAUGCCGAUCUCUUCAGCUUCUCCAUUGAACAGCUAAUGUAAGUGAACAAGUUACACCAGUGGGCUCUUGGGGUGUUGGCGAGGUGAGGGUCUGUGAGGGAGCCUAGUUUUUCACUGGGAUGCAUUUGAUGACAUCACACCGUGGGGAUAAAAUACACAUAGGAAUUUCCCUCUGAAUGGGCAAGGGAGCUGCAUGGCAACUGGGGUAGAAUAGGCAGGUUCGUUUGUAACUCUUUUUAUCUAUUUAUUUUUUUUACUGAAUUUGGAUUUUCAUAUCUUAUGCAGCGAUGCUGCAUUGAGACCUUUUAAUGAUGCACCUUUCUAGUGGUUGUAUGAGACCAGCUAUUAAAACAAGUGAAAAAAGUACCUGAAAUGACUCUAAGCACCUUAUAACGGAAUGGCUCCAGCCCAGGUAGACUGGCAGGCUCAGAUUCACAAUCAAGAGAACCCAGCCACAUUACACCCAUUUACUAUAACCCCAAAUGAACAGUGAGAAAAAUUACAGACGAAAGUCAUAUGGUUCUAUACACUGUAUGCGACAUGGCGUAGACAGUUAAAGCACCUUGAAAUUCCACCUGCAAAAUCAAGAGCAGGCUUGAUAGAAGUCCUACUUGACUCCUACAAGAACAUGCACGUUUUUAUUUUAAGUGAUUGAAGCCAGCAGCAGUAUUAGCCUUGACAAGUAAAGCGCCACAGUCGAGAAGCCAUAGUGACAAACAGGUUGCACAGUGUGUGCUUUGCUUGGGCAGAAUGUUGGUCCCUACCUAUCUUGCCCUGCAGCACCAGAGAGCUCUGUCUCUCCCUGGCCCUGGCCAUCCGUCUUUUUAUUUUCCUUCGGGUUUGUUUGUUUUUAAAGUGUGUAGGGCAUUGGGCCGUGUUUAGUGUUGUGUAGAGUGAACCCCCAGCUGGCCUUGCCCCCCCACCCACUAGCUCCCACUGCGCCCCUCAGUGCAGCUUCCCUCCCUCAGGAAUACGCCUCCCAGAGCCCAUGGUGAAAUGCAUGUGUUAAUUACAGUUUCUUUUCCAUAAUAAUAAAACAGUUUGAAAAGUGCAACACUUGAAUAAAAGGAUGUUCUUGACUGUAA
Molecule: messenger RNA, 25471 nt
Organism: Coregonus sp. 'balchen'
Lineage: Eukaryota; Metazoa; Chordata; Actinopteri; Salmoniformes; Salmonidae
Source: the annotation of a GenBank genome assembly